Penicillium soppii is the source of this 1176-nucleotide messenger RNA. RefSeq lists its product as uncharacterized. The transcript has a single exon. The record is from RefSeq and is a predicted model, not a curated record. Lineage: Eukaryota; Fungi; Ascomycota; Eurotiomycetes; Eurotiales; Aspergillaceae. The coding region runs from base 1 to 1176 and encodes 391 amino acids.
AUGUCUAUUCACCGGUUUGCCCUCGUUGCAGGCCUACUGCUCAGUCGGGUCUCUGCUACCACUCCCGCAGCAAGCUCCCCGCCUGUUAGCAGUCAGGCCCAUGUAUCUAUUGCAACUUGCAACACGGUGUUGGGAACCAAGUCGGUGAAGUCUGUGCCGACCACGACUAUCACUCGCACCAUCCAUGACCCGACUCCUGUUGUUGUCUUGACAACGACCCAAGAUACCGUCACCGUCACUCCUGCUGUCUCAACAGACACAGUGACGGACUAUGAGACGACUACUAUCAUCUCUACUGCUACCACUAUCACCGAUACCUUCUCGACCACCUCAACUGAGAUUGACACCGCAACAGUGACUCUCACUCCCUCCCCCGUCACCGCAACCAUCUUCACCACCCUCUCAACCACCUCAACCAGCACUUCUACCAUUGCCACUUCCCUAGGUUUCACUCCAAUCGCGGACACCCUUCCUCCCUCUCCGACAGUAUACAAGCGCUCCCUGCUGGAGGAGGAAGACGAUAAUUGUGCACCUUACCUGGAUGAUCUCAAAUAUCCCCAAAAGGUUGUGUGCCACGAGCGAAACAUCAUCAAAGCCACAACCAUCUCUACAAUCACCGAAAACCCCAUCACUACCACCGCCCCUGCCUCGACGACAACCGUGACCGUGACAAACACCAUCACCAGUAACUCAAUCGUCCUCCCAUCUGAUGUCUCAACAACCCUAAGCUACAGCACCACCUCCACCAUCACCGAGACCAGCGUCGCCGCCAUCGAGACAACCACAGUCACAUCCACGGCCACCGUUCUCGGCGCAGUAACCACGACCUCCGCGUACGCGGCGUGUGCAACCAACAACAUCGCCGGUGCUCCUCUCUCCUCGGACUUCGGGUCGCUGGCAGGUAAAUACGUGUACUCGCUCACGUUCAGCAACAUCCCGGGCUACUCACUGAGCGUCGGGAAUACUGCGUCUGCGUAUGACUGCUGUGCCAGUUGUCAGGCAAGCUCUAAAUGCGCUAUGUCGUACUUCGUCCACAUUGCAUCUGGCGUUAAUUACUGCUAUUUGGCUAGCACUACCGUGUGUGCUUCUUCUACUUAUGGAAAGCUGACACUCACGGAUUCGGUGACUGCGGUCCAGGUUUCCAAUGGAAAUUGUGGGAGAAUAAUUAACUCUUGA